This is a messenger RNA of Heteronotia binoei (common prickly gecko), 1263 nucleotides long. RefSeq names its product LY6/PLAUR domain containing 6 (gene LYPD6). Gene Ontology annotation, molecular function: acetylcholine receptor inhibitor activity. Gene Ontology annotation, biological process: positive regulation of canonical Wnt signaling pathway. The record is from RefSeq and is a predicted model, not a curated record. Lineage: Eukaryota; Metazoa; Chordata; Lepidosauria; Squamata; Gekkonidae. Bases 164 to 679 code for a protein of 171 amino acids. The transcript has 5 exons.
AGGACUGCAGUGCACGCCGCCAGCCUGGCCGCAUUGUUGCGCUCGUGGGAUGGGGCGGCUGGCCGGAGACGGGGCAGCGGCCGUCGGACGGGUACAUUUUUCUUCUGGAGUCAAAGAGGACCUACUCCCAAGAAAUCCGCAUGUUUGAGUCUCCCCCUCUGCCAUGGAAUCCUGGCCUUUGUUGGCCUGGGUCUUCCUCCUUAGUCUCCUUCCAAGCCACUUGAAAGUAAUCCAAGCCCGAGACUUUACAGUAAAAGAUAUUGUCUACCUUCACCCUUCAACCACUCCGUACCCUGGUGGAUUCAAAUGUUUCACUUGUGAAAAAGCCAUAGACAACUAUGAAUGCAACCAGUGGGCUCCAGAUAUCUAUUGCCCCAAAGACACACGAUACUGUUAUACAGAACACAUGCUGGAAGCCGGUGGGAAAAGCAUAUCUGUUACAAAGCGCUGUGCGCGUCUGGAGCACUGUCUGUCUACCGGAUGCCUAGUUUUCCCAGAUGGACUGAAGAUCUGCACUUCUUGCUGCGAAGGAAACAUCUGCAACUUGCCAUUGCCCAGAAAUGCAACUGAUGCAAUAUUUGCCACAACAACCCCCAUAAACCACACCCAAAGACAUUGGGAAAAUGCAUCGGUGGUGAUGUCAUUUCUCCUGUUCAUCUUUGCUGCACUGGUGUCCUAGGAUUAAGUUGCUGGUUAUGCAUCAAGGAUGAAAAUAUUUAUGCAUAAAUAUUUGACCUUAAUUUAAUAUAUGUUUCAAAUCUUACUUUUUUAACUUGCAUUUCUAAAUUUACUUCUGUACUUGGUUUUAGCCUUGAAUGGUUCAAAAGCCAUACUUUCUGAUUUGUGCAUUUUGAAAGUGGGGGGAAGUUUGUUGUCUGUCAGUUCUUUGAAGGCAAAACUUGUUUUGGUCCUCAAACAUAUAUGAAUAUCAGAGAGAGAUCACAUGAUCUGGUCCUUCUGAUAUUCUGCCCAAAGGAGGUAUUUUGAUAUAGUUCCAUUUCUGUAUGAGAAAAGGAAUAAUAUCUCUGCUAGAUGGAGUCCAUCGUUCGUAGUUUUUAUAAGCAUUUUUACUAAAUAUAAUUUUCCAAGAAAUUCCUGUUUGCUAGAGGUGCUUUUACGUAAUUUUUAAUGGAUUAAGAGAUGAAUCUGACCCAUUAGUCAGCCAAGGCUGAUGUUCUAUUCAUGCUUAGUCCUGUUGGGUUGAAUGGACAUUCCGUCUGAGAAAACAUGCUUAGGAUUAAAAAUGUAAGAAAAGAAAAGAAA